ACUGAAGCUGAUUGGGAGUUUAUCAUGGCAUCCGCCACACCAGUGGUGCAAGCCCAGACAUAAAGGAAAGGAUGCCCAAGGAACCGCAUGCCAAACCUUCCGAGGUGGGAAGAAAGGCCAAAGCAGCAAAAGCUCCUCCACCACCACCUCCCAAUCGUCCCCAACAAUGUCACUUUUACGUUGCUCGCAAACAUCGGUAUUGCAGUCUGCCGGCCAAGCGAACCAACAAAUAUUGCGGAGAACAUUUAAUUGAGCAGCAAAAAGACGGCACCGACGAGAUCUCCAAUAAGCGUAUUCCUUGUCCUUACGAUCCAUCCCACACCAUUUUUGAAAAGGACUUGGACAACCAUUUAAAGACACGUUGUAAUUCGCGUCCGAAACCACCAGAGGAACAUUAUGCGGUCAAUGUCAACUGCACGCUGCCCUUGUCGCAGGAGGAACUCGAGUUUCAGAAAACGUUAAACUUGCACAAAGUCAUGAAAACGCAACCAUGGAUUGCCCGUAUACGACUGGCUGAACUCCCGAAACAAGAGUUGGAUGAAUUGAUCGUCAAAGUGCAAAAAGCCUAUACGGAUCACGUUCCCACCAUUGAAAAGGAUGUGCAAACACAUGAAGCGACUAUGGAUCGAAGACAAGCAGUUCAGAUUACGAAACACAUCGAUCAACAGUCAUCUCUGUUGGGUCACAUGAAAUUGGCGGGCAUGCUAGACGACAAGAAAGCAUGUUUUAUAGAGUUUGGUGCGGGUGAAUUGUCCAACUACUUGAAAGCGGCGGUGGCGGAAGAAAACGGAGAAGCCACAUAUGUCCUGGUAGACCGGAAAAACGUUCGUGGAAAGUAUGAUCCGGCUCUUUUGGGUCGUGGAACGAACCCUUCGACGGUGCAGCGGAUACAAAUUGACAUCAAAGAUUUGGAUCUAUCCAAAGUCAAAUCGUUACUGGACAGUGAUGGACGCAAAAAGAAAAUGGUCGCAUUGUCAAAACAUCUGUGCGGUAGCGCCACGGAUAUCACGCUGAAAUGUUUAAUGAAUUACGUGGAUCAUGAACGAGCAACAGGAAACAAUCCGCAACCCAUAUCGGGGAUCAUUAUAGCUCUGUGUUGUCAUCAGCUUUGCCGAAUUGAAAUGUAUCCGAAUACGGAAUACUUGAAGCAGAUUGGUUUAAACAAGUUGGAUUUUGAUCGCAUGUGCAAGAUGAGCAGCUGGGCCAUUUGCGGUCGACCUGCUGAAGCCCAGGAGGACGAACAUAGUGAAAUGACACAAGAAGCCGCUGAUGCCGAUUUGACAAGUGGUCAUUAUUCUGGACGAGAUCAUGUGGAGCGAGAGAAAAUUGGUUAUCAAUGCAAGCGGGUACUGGAUGCCGGACGAUUGGAAUUCUUGCAGCAACAUGGAUUUGAGACCCGAUUGGUUUAUUACGUGGAUCCAGAGACAAGCUUGGAGAAUUGUGCGUUGAUCGCGGUUCCCCAGCAAUAAUAACCCGUAAAAUUCAUUGAGGCUGUGUGCAUGCGCACUUGGCUAAUAUGGUAAUUUCUUUUUUCUCGGAUGAGGAUUAUCCGGAAUGAACUUAAAAAAGAAAAGAAAAAAGACGGCUAGACAGAAAAAAAAAAAACAACAUUGAUGCUGCGGCCCAUUUUUUUAUACCACAUGGAGCGGAUCAAUUCUGGAAAAGAGUUUCUGAGAAUAAAAAAAAAAAGGAAACCGAUUAAACCAUCUCUUUUUUUUUUUUUUUUUGAUCUGUGG
Messenger RNA from Radiomyces spectabilis, 1736 nucleotides. RefSeq names its product methyltransferase TRM13-domain-containing protein. Lineage: Eukaryota; Fungi; Mucoromycota; Mucoromycetes; Mucorales; Radiomycetaceae. The coding region runs from base 72 to 1469 and encodes 465 amino acids. The record is from RefSeq and is a predicted model, not a curated record. The transcript is spliced from 9 exons. Gene Ontology annotation, biological process: tRNA methylation.